This is a messenger RNA of Lodderomyces margitis, 2442 nucleotides long. It is a transcript of the gene CDC48, whose product is annotated as AAA family ATPase. Gene Ontology annotation, cellular component: cytosol; VCP-NPL4-UFD1 AAA ATPase complex; nucleus. The record is from RefSeq and is a predicted model, not a curated record. The transcript has a single exon. The coding region runs from base 1 to 2442 and encodes 813 amino acids. Gene Ontology annotation, molecular function: ATP hydrolysis activity; polyubiquitin modification-dependent protein binding; ATP binding. Gene Ontology annotation, biological process: retrograde protein transport, ER to cytosol; mitotic spindle disassembly; autophagosome maturation. NCBI's taxonomy places the organism in Eukaryota, Fungi, Ascomycota, Pichiomycetes, Serinales, Debaryomycetaceae.
AUGACAGGAGAGGAAGACAAGAAACAACAUUUCGAUGCAUCUGGAGCAUCUGCUGUUGACGACAAAACAGCCACUGCUAUUUUAAGAAGAAAGAAGAAAGAUAACGCCUUGGUCGUUGAUGACGCAACAAAUGAUGACAAUUCAGUUAUCACCAUGUCAUCCAACACGAUGGAGUUGUUGCAAUUGUUUCGUGGUGACACAGUGUUGGUCAAGGGGAAAAAGAGAAGGGACACUGUAUUAAUUGUUCUUGCGGAUGACGACAUGGAUGAUGGCGUUGCAAGAAUCAAUCGUUGUGUGCGUAAUAACUUGCGUAUCAGACUAGGAGACAUUAUUACUGUUCACCCUUGCCCUGAUAUCAAGUAUGCCAACAGGAUCUCAGUAUUGCCAAUUGCCGACACAAUCGAAGGUAUUACAGGAUCAUUAUUUGACCUCUACUUGAAGCCAUACUUUGUUGAAGCUUAUAGACCGGUUAGAAAAGGUGAUUACUUUACAGUAAGAGGUGGGAUGAGACAAGUUGAAUUUAAAGUUGUCGAAGUUGACCCUGAAGAGAUUGCCAUCGUUGCCCAAGAUACGAUUAUCCAUUGUGAAGGCGAGCCUAUUAACCGUGAAGACGAAGAAAAUAACAUGAACGAAGUCGGUUAUGAUGAUAUUGGGGGAUGCAAGAAGCAAAUGGCACAAAUCAGAGAGUUGGUCGAGUUACCAUUGAGACACCCACAAUUGUUCAAGUCCAUUGGUAUCAAGCCACCAAAAGGUAUCUUGAUGUAUGGCCCCCCUGGUACUGGUAAAACUAUCAUGGCAAGAGCAGUUGCCAACGAAACGGGUGCCUUCUUUUUCUUGAUCAAUGGUCCAGAAAUUAUGUCCAAAAUGGCUGGUGAAUCAGAGUCAAAUUUGAGAAAGGCAUUUGAGGAAGCAGAAAAGAAUUCACCAUCGAUUAUCUUUAUCGAUGAAAUCGACUCUAUUGCACCUAAGAGAGAUAAGACCAAUGGUGAAGUAGAAAGAAGAGUUGUUUCACAAUUGUUGACCCUUAUGGAUGGUAUGAAGGCCAGGUCUAAUGUCGUUGUUAUUGCCGCCACCAAUAGACCUAACUCUAUUGACCCGGCUUUGAGGAGAUUUGGUAGAUUCGAUAGAGAAGUUGACAUUGGAGUUCCAGAUGCUGAGGGUCGUAUGGAGAUUUUGAGAAUCCACACAAAGAACAUGAAGUUGGCUGAUGACGUGGACUUGGAAUCAAUUGCAUCAGAAACUCACGGUUUUGUGGGAGCCGAUAUUGCUUCCUUGUGUUCAGAGGCAGCCAUGCAACAGAUUCGUGAAAAAAUGGAUCUCAUCGACUUGGAAGAGGAAACCAUUGAUGCCGAAGUUUUGAAUUCUCUCGGUGUUACUCAGGAGAACUUUAGAUUUGCCCUCGGUAACUCUAACCCAUCAGCAUUGCGUGAAACUGUUGUUGAGAAUGUCAAUGUUACCUGGGAUGACAUUGGUGGUUUGGAUAACAUCAAGAAUGAGUUGAAGGAGACUGUCGAGUACCCUGUUUUGCAUCCAGAACAAUACCAGAAGUUUGGUUUGGCUCCUACUAAGGGUGUUUUAUUCUUUGGUCCACCAGGUACAGGUAAAACUUUGUUGGCCAAGGCAGUUGCCACCGAAGUCUCAGCCAACUUUAUUAGUGUAAAAGGUCCUGAAUUAUUAAGUAUGUGGUAUGGUGAAUCAGAAUCCAAUAUUCGUGACAUUUUUGACAAGGCAAGAGCCGCUGCCCCUACUGUUGUCUUUUUGGAUGAAUUGGACUCCAUUGCUAAAUCGAGAGGUGGUUCUAACGGUGAUGCCGGUGGUGCCUCAGAUAGAGUGGUUAACCAAUUAUUGACUGAAAUGGAUGGUAUGAAUGCCAAGAAGAAUGUUUUCGUUAUUGGUGCUACUAACAGGCCUGACCAAAUUGAUCCAGCCUUGUUGAGACCAGGUAGAUUAGACCAGUUGAUCUAUGUUCCAUUACCGGAUGAGGCAGCUAGACUUUCUAUCUUGACAGCUCAAUUGAGAAACACUCCAUUAGAGCCAGGAUUGGACUUGAAUGAAAUUGCCAAAAUUACUCAUGGUUUCUCUGGUGCUGAUUUGAGUUACAUUGUACAAAGAGCUGCCAAGUUUGCUAUCAAGGAUUCGAUUGAAGCCCAGGUUAAAGCCAGCAAGGAGAAGGAAGAAGAUGUUGAAAUGAAAGGUGAUGGUGCUGCAGUUGAGGAAGAGGCUGAUCCUGUUCCAUACAUUACUACCUCACACUUUGAAGAGGCAAUGAAGACAGCCAAGAGGUCUGUUUCCGAUGCUGAACUACGUCGUUACGAGGCAUACGCCCUGCAGUUGAUGGCUUCAAGAGGUCAAUUUACCAACUUUAAAUUCAACCAGGGUGGUGCUGCUGCAUUUGGCGAUGAACAGGAAAACCAAGGAGAGGAAGAUGAUUUGUACAGUUAG